Molecule: messenger RNA, 941 nt
Organism: Cyprinus carpio (common carp)
Lineage: Eukaryota; Metazoa; Chordata; Actinopteri; Cypriniformes; Cyprinidae
Source: RefSeq, a predicted model, not a curated record
UCGCAGACGCGCUACUGCAGCAGCACUGAGCGGCGCGCGCGUCACGUUACGAGUUCACAAAGACUAAUUCAGUUUCCACCCGUUAGAGCCACGGAAGGACGUGUUAUUCUCUGCUAUUGACCGUUUCGAUCUGUGAGCAUCGCGGAUCAGUGUGUGUGAGCGAGAGACAGCAUCAUCAGCAUCAUCAGCAUCAGCAUCAUCAGCAUCAUCAGCAUCAGCGGAGGACAAAGACGCAGAAAUGGGUCACAGCAGCGGCUGAUCUCAGGGUCUGUCUCUUCAGCUCAGUGCUCCUCAAGCGUCACGUCAUGUUCCUCAGCUGCUGUGUUCUGCUGCUGAGUCUGCUGCUGCGCGUCUGCGGCGGGACGCUGGACCCCGACAGAGAGAUGUGUUACUCUCGGCAGCAUCGGGACGCUGCUGUAAACACACACGUGGCUCUGGAUCAGAAGGGAACCGUCAUGGAGGCCCGAGCCAAGCCUUCAGAGAAAGACUGCAUCCUGACCUGCUGCUCGGAGGACGUGGCUCCAGGGCUGAAGUGUAAUCUGGUGGUGUAUAAACCAGCGGAGCGGCCCGGAGAUCUCAACUGUGAGCUCUUCCACUGUCCGGGCGACAGAGACUGUCCGCUGAUGACCGCCGGCGCCGGAGUCAACACCUACAACAUAUUCAAGGGUUUAACUCAUCCAACAACUAAAGGAAGUGGAAGAAUUACAGCCAAACUUGCAGCGCCUCAGCCGACCACCACCACAACUACACCCACCACCACAACUACACCCACCACCAUGACUAAACCCAUAACUACACCCACCACCAUGACUAAACCCAUAACUACACCCACCACCAUGUAUAAACCCAUAACUACACCCACCACCACAACUACACCCACGACUACACCCACCACCACAACUACACCCAUUACACCACGACACAACUACCACCAUGACUAA